AUGCUAAGUUAUAAAAACCCAUCUGUCGUUUUACAAAAACCAGGCAAAAUAGUUUUUGAAGAUCGGCCAGUUCCUAUAAUCUCUAAUCCAUAUUACGUUAAAGUGCAAAUUAAGAAAACAGGAAUCUGUGGAUCUGAUAUUCAUUAUUAUACUCAUGGGUCAAUUGGGUCCUUUGUUGUAGAAAAGUCUAUGGUCUUGGGGCAUGAAUCCAGUGGAAUAAUUGUAGAAAAGGGGAGCUUGGUGCCUGAUCAUUUGCAUGUUGGCGAUAAAGUGGCUCUUGAGCCAGGAAUCCCAAGUAGAUUCUCAGAAGAAAUGAAAUCUGGCCAUUACAAUCUUUGUCCUUCGAUGGCUUUUGCAGCUACACCACCAUUCGAUGGCACUUUAUGUCGUUAUUAUUUGGUUCCAUACGAUUUUGCUAACAAAUUGCCUGACAGCGUCUCGCUAGAGGAAGGUGCUUUGAUUGAGCCUUUGGCUGUUGCUGUGCAUGCAAAUAGAUUGGGAAAUGUGGUUUUUGGCUCAAAAGUUGCUGUUUUUGGUGCAGGCCCAGUUGGUUUGUUAACAGCAGCAGUGGCCAAAGCUUUUGGUGCUACUCAGGUUGUGGUUACAGAUUUAUUUGAAUCGAAAUUGAAAUUGGCAAGAGAAAUGGGGGCAACUUACACACACAGCUCAGUUGAAGAUAAUGACCAGUCUGAGGAGGAUAUAAUCAAUUUUUUCAUAAAAAAUUAUUUUGAGCCAGAAAUUGUGAUUGACUGUUCUGGGGCAGAAACAUGUAUUCGACUUGGUAUUUCAAUUCUCAAAAGAAAUGCAACAUAUGUUCAAGUUGGAAUGGGAAAAGAUAACAUUAAUUUUCCCAUCUCCAGAAUUUUGGAAAAAGAAGCAACAUUCAAAGGAUGUUUUAGAUAUGCACAUGGAGAUUAUAAGAGUGCUAUUGAACUAGUAGCUAAUCAAAAGGUGAAUGUCAAGUUAUUAGUAACGCAUCGCUUUUCAUUUGAAGACUCUAUUAAAGCCUAUGAUUUCAUGAAGGAUGGAGGAAACGCUGUAAAGUGUAUAAUCGAUGGUCCUACUGAUAGAUCUUAUAAGUUGUAA
Ascoidea rubescens DSM 1968 is the source of this 1086-nucleotide messenger RNA. Its product is annotated as NAD(P)-dependent alcohol dehydrogenase. The record is from RefSeq and is a predicted model, not a curated record. The transcript has a single exon. The coding region runs from base 1 to 1086 and encodes 361 amino acids. Lineage: Eukaryota; Fungi; Ascomycota; Saccharomycetes; Ascoideales; Ascoideaceae. Gene Ontology annotation, molecular function: zinc ion binding; L-iditol 2-dehydrogenase (NAD+) activity. Gene Ontology annotation, biological process: D-sorbitol catabolic process.